AUGGUGCUACAGGAACAAAUCCCUCCACACGACGGAAUAGAGCACGCUCCAAACGGCUCUUGUCGGCCUUCUCAGCAACAGAUAUCGAAGAAAGAAGUAGCUAUGGCCCUAAAGUCGCUUCAGUUUGGGACCAGCGGGGUGUUCGGCAGAUAUGUUCCAAAGGCUUUUGGACCACAAACGCAAGUACUUGUUAAGUUGGCAAUAACAAGCAGUGCUAUGCAGCAGAAGCGUCAUAAGUACAAGUAUGUUGGCAUGCAAGAAGAAACUGAUGGAUCAUUCUCCGGUGACCUUAACUAUGGACUUCACACACUGUUCUUCACUGAAAUGAUUCGAGGUUUUGGCGUUAUGCUUGGACACGUCUUCAUGGAACCAGCCACGAUCAACUACCCCUUCGAGAAAGGCCCUCUCAGCUCUCGGUUCAGAGGAGAACACGCGCUUCGUCGUUACCCAUCAGGUGAAGAACGCUGUAUUGCCUGCAAACUUUGUGAAGCCAUUUGCCCUGCACAGGCAAUAACAAUUGAAGCAGAAACACGCCCGGAUGGCAGCCGACGAACUACGCGAUACGAUAUUGAUAUGACAAAAUGUAUCUUCUGCGGAUUAUGCCAAGAAGCGUGUCCUGUUGAUGCUAUCGUUGAAGGGCCGAAUUUCGAGUACUCAACUGAAACUCACGAAGAGAUGCUCUACAACAAGGAAAAAUUGCUAACCAAUGGCGACCGUUGGGAACCCGAACUGGCUGCCAACCUACAGGCUGAAUUUUUGUAUAGAUGA
Molecule: messenger RNA, 768 nt
Organism: Ostertagia ostertagi
Lineage: Eukaryota; Metazoa; Nematoda; Chromadorea; Rhabditida; Trichostrongylidae
Source: the annotation of a GenBank genome assembly